CAGCUGCUUUCACAUCCGGGCGGCUCUCUCGCUCCUCUUCAAUCGCAAUCCGCUUCCCUUCCCUGCGCUCUCGACCGGGGAGGUCUGUGGCUGCAGAAGAAACCCCCGAUUCCCGGGCCCCCUCCAUCGGCGUCUGGUACCGGGCCACUGAGGCGCUGCAUCCCCGCACAACCGGUCGCACAUGACGCGGGCUCCGCCGAUGGUGGUGCACGGCGCCGAGCGCUCCCCGUCGGUGCGACAUCUCCGCGCUGAAGUAGCAUCGCAGGCUAACGUCAGCUAACAACAUCGAUCUCUCUCUGCUGCUCCACCCCCCCCCCUCUCCCUCCGGUCGACCCCCGCUGCUACCGAUCCGUCACAUCAACAGUUGAUUGAUAGCUUACACUGGACCACCGAGGGCAAGCCCCCCACCCCCACGCCCCCCCACCCGUCCGUCCAUCGGCUAGCGCAGGAAGCCCACCCGUUUCCUCCCCUUACGUUUUCGGAUUCAGGGCCCGCAAAGAGAGUAUCUUCAACCCGUGAUUUUUAGAUCACCGACCCGCUCUCCUCCUCCUCCUCCUCCUCCUCCUCUGUGGCCUUUUUAGGGGUCCGUUUCCUCUCUACCUCAACACCCCGAUGCCUCCCCGUCCCUGUAUGUAACCUCAGCUGCACUAUCACCCCGACUCUGAUCAGCCCCACCUCCGAGCCCCGCCGACACCGGCUCUGCUGCUUCUGACAAUCCGACCCAGGAGCGCUGCUCGGCGCUCACUUACUGCGGCGAACCCCGGCGGACAUCAGCGGUUCUUUCCCUCCCUUUUCUCUCAGUCUGGCCGCAGAGGGAAGCUAGCUGGCCGGCUGGCUGGCCUGUUCCACUUCACACCCACACAGACAGCAAAACCAAUUACCAGUCUACCCCUACAGCCGCCUCCCCCUCCAGUUUAUCCGUGACACCCCCCCCAACCAGCAGAUCUCCCGUGACACACGCCCCACAGCGCCCGAGCCUCGGGUCUCGCCAUGCCGGGUCCGGUGGCCGGUAGCAAGUCCCGUGUGUACGCAGACGUCAACACGCUGAAGAGCCGGGAGUACUGGGACUACGAGGCCCACGUACCCAACUGGAACAACCAGGAGGACUACCAGCUGGUUCGUAAGCUGGGCAGAGGGAAGUACAGCGAAGUGUUCGAGGCAAUCAACAUCACCAACAAUGAGAAGGUGGUGGUCAAGAUCCUGAAGCCGGUCAAGAAGAAGAAGAUCAAGCGAGAGAUCAAGAUCCUGGAGAACCUGCGAGGAGGGACUAACAUCAUCCGACUGGUGGACACAGUCAAAGACCCAGUGUCCAGAACUCCAGCGCUCGUCUUUGAAUGCAUCAAUAACACAGACUUCAAGGAGUUGUACCAGAAGUUGACAGAUUAUGAUAUCCGUUUCUAUAUGUAUGAACUACUGAAGGCUCUGGACUACUGUCACAGUAUGGGAAUCAUGCACCGUGACGUCAAACCCCACAAUGUGAUGAUCGACCACCAGUUGAGAAAGCUACGCCUUAUAGACUGGGGUUUGGCAGAGUUCUACCACCCAUCCCAGGAGUACAACGUCAGAGUGGCGUCGCGAUACUUCAAAGGCCCAGAACUCCUGGUGGACUACCAGAUGUAUGAUUACAGUCUAGACAUGUGGAGCUUGGGCUGUAUGCUGGCCAGUAUGAUUUUUCAGAAAGAGCCCUUCUUCCACGGACAAGACAACUACGACCAGUUGGUGCGAAUUGCCAAGGUCCUGGGGACAGACGAGCUCUUCGGCUACCUGCGUAAAUACCACAUUGAACUGGACCCGCGCUUCAAAGACCUGCUAGGACAGCAGAGCAGGAAGCGCUGGGAACAGUUUGUGCAGACAGAGAACCAGCACUUGGUGAGUCCUGAGGCUCUGGAUCUGCUGGACAAGCUGCUACGCUAUGACCACCAACAGAGACUGACCGCCACAGAGGCCAUGGAGCACCCCUACUUCUACCCAGUAAUAAAAGAGCAGUCUCUGUCAAACUCCGACAACAACAUGGUUUCCAGUGGCAACACUACGGCGCGGUGAAACGCAGAAGUGAAAGAAGAAGGAUGUUUGUUACCUCAACUUUGUACCCGGUUGUGACAGUAACUUUGACAAGUGUACAGUGACAAUGGAUCAAAGUAACUCUGACCAGUUACACACAGAUAUGUGCAUACGGAUACACACACACACACACACACACACACACACACACACACACACACGCUCACACAUACACACACAUUGAUGCAAGCACACCCUCGAUACAAACAAUACAAACACACAUGCAGACAUGUAUACAUACACCCUCCUCCUCUGUAUCAGUCUGCGAUUGGCUUGUCCUGGUUCCCUGUCCAGCAGCCCGACCAAUGAGCUUGAAGCUGCUCCCCCAUCGUCCUUUUUCCUCUCAGCUCAGUCUCAUGUACUCAUGUAGGUCAACAAGGACAAACUACUUUUAAAGACAAUUCAGUCCCUCCUCCUCUCUAUGUCUCCUUUAUGUCAUCCCCUUUGUUUGCAUCAGCAUGGAGAAUGAACAGGAGUGUGAGCCUGUACAAGUACAAGUACCAACCCCCCACCCCCCCUCCCACCCCCUCCGACCUGUUCAUCCAUCCGUCUGUCUGCCCCCCCUUCCUCCCUCCCCAUCCUGUUCCCCAACAGACAGACAGACGUCUUAGCACUACUCCAGUUCUGAAAGUGGCAUGGUGGACUCUCUCUAGAUAGAAUGAUGAUGAUAAUAAUAAUAAUAUUAAUGAAAAAUAAAUGAUUUUUAUUUAGAUGAA
Molecule: messenger RNA, 2777 nt
Organism: Dicentrarchus labrax (European seabass)
Lineage: Eukaryota; Metazoa; Chordata; Actinopteri; Moronidae
Gene: csnk2a2b
Product: casein kinase 2, alpha prime polypeptide b
Exons: 12
Coding region: 991-2043 (350 amino acids)
Biological process (GO): regulation of chromosome separation; protein phosphorylation
Cellular component (GO): nucleus; protein kinase CK2 complex; cytosol
Molecular function (GO): ATP binding; protein serine/threonine kinase activity
Source: RefSeq, a predicted model, not a curated record